GGAGUCGCAGCAGUGCCUGCAGGGGGUGGAGACACGGCAGCGGGCCCACCAUUAACACCAUGCUCUCGGGGAUCCUCGUGGUGCUCUUCCUCAUCCCCAUUGCUGAUGUAACAGAAAACAAGAUUUUAGUGGCUCAGCAUCCUUUGCUCAUUGUAACUAACCAAACUGCAACUCUAGUUUGCAACUACACAUACAAUGGGACAGGGAAGGAAUUUCGAGCUUCUCUACACAAAGGAACGGACAGUUCAGUUGAAGUUUGCUUUAUUUCAUGGAAUGUAACCAAAAUUAGGAGCAAUUCAACUCAAGAAUUCAACUGCCAGGGGGAUCAUGAUAAAGACAAAGUCAUCUUCAAUCUUUGGAACAUGAAUGCCAACCAAACUGACAUCUACUUCUGUAAAAUUGAAGUCAUGUAUCCACCCCCAUACGUCUACAAUGAGAAGAGCAACGGGACUGUCAUUCAUGUGAAAGAGACACCCAUCCAAAUACAAGAGCCUCAGUCUACAAUUCCUUUGUGGAUUCUGGCAACAGUGACUGGCAUUCUUGCACUCUACAGUAUGCUAAUAACAGCAGGUUUUUUUAACUAUUGGCAGAAAUCCAAGAAGCGUAUGUACCAUCAGAGCGACUACAUGAACAUGACUCCCCGGCACCCUCCGUACAAGAACAAGGGUUACCCGUCCUAUGCACCAACGCGGGACUACACCGCCUAUCGGUCCUGGCAGCCCUGA
Messenger RNA from Camarhynchus parvulus, 725 nucleotides. It is a transcript of the gene CD28, whose product is annotated as CD28 molecule. The record is from RefSeq and is a predicted model, not a curated record. The transcript is spliced from 4 exons. Gene Ontology annotation, biological process: T cell activation; positive regulation of T cell proliferation; T cell receptor signaling pathway. Bases 60 to 725 code for a protein of 221 amino acids. Lineage: Eukaryota; Metazoa; Chordata; Aves; Passeriformes; Thraupidae. Gene Ontology annotation, cellular component: membrane; external side of plasma membrane.